CUGUGAGCGAGGGAGGGAGAAAAAGGAGAGUCGGAAAGUACAAGUUGUCAUCGAGCAGAAACAGAUGGGACCAUGUAAAUAUAAUAAUAACCACUGCAGCCAAAAAGACUGCCUGACGAGCCCAGCUACACAGUUUGACAGAUGAGAAGAGGAAACAGAGGUUGUUCCUCUCCCCACAGAGAUGGUUGGUGGACGACGUUAUCGUAGCUUCACACACAGCAUUGUGCUGCUGCUCUGUCUCCAUUAUGUGGAGACUUCCAGUGGAAAACGCGUCAUUCACACAAAAGUUGGAGAUACUGUGGAGCUUUCAUCAGGCUUACCAACUAAAGGUGUGACUGCAGCAACGUGGAGAUAUGGAGGAAUAACAGUUGCAGAGAAAGAUGAGGGUGUUUCUAAAGAUUCUCCAUUUAAGGACAGAUCAGAGCUGAACCCUGAAGACUUUACUUUAACAGUGAGAAAACUGACUCUUCAAGAUUCUGGUGAUUUCAUUUUUGUCUCAGAGGUGAAUGAUGAGCAAAGGCCUUCAGUCACCAUCACUCUGCAAGUUCAUGAGCCCAUAACUAAGCCUGUCAUAAAAAUCAAUUCUACCUGGAUUUCCUCAAAUGAAUCAUGUAAAGUUCUGCUGGAGUGCAGCGCAACUGUCAAUGUCAGCUACAAGUGGACUGUAGGAAAACAAACACUAACUGGUCCCAGGCAACAAUACAUCAUCAGGGAGCAGGAUGGAGAGACCAAUGUCACCUGCACAGUUUCCAAUCAUGUCAGUGAGAAGUCUGCAUUUCAAACAGUGAAGUGCAGCAAUAGUACACAACAAGAACCAGAAAAAGACUUGAUCCUUUUCCUGGGUGUAGCUGGUGGCUGUUUGAUACUUGUCAUUAUAUCCAGUGCAGCUGUGGGUGUUUGUCUCUGCAAUAAGAGACAUCCAGCUCUGUGUUGCAACAGGCUCACACAGUCUGAAACUAUCAGCCAGGAGGAAAGUCAGCAACAUGUGUACUCGGCUCUUUCCCACGGUGAUCGUUGUGUUUAUGAGACAAUGAGAGGCCAUGAAGAUGCUGGACCAGAAAUUGAAGCCAAAACUACUCACAGAAAACAAACAGCAGAACCAGCAGGACAUAGAAGAUAAUGAAUCACAGCGAUCUGAUCUAAAGAAGCCACGUUCAGCUGGAAAGGAAGGAGAAGGACAGGGAUUCAAACAUCACCGGGAAACUCUUAUUUGUUUUGUUUUGUUUUUAAUUAAAAAAAAUUUGGAUUUUGUGACAUGUGAUGUUUAAACACUUUUCACAUCUGUAUUUGAAACAACAAAUAGUGUAAAAUAAUGACUUCUUGCUAUUAGUCCAGUAACACUUUCUUUAAUAAAUACAUUAAUUGACUGAU
This is a messenger RNA of Oreochromis niloticus (Nile tilapia), 1371 nucleotides long. RefSeq lists its product as uncharacterized. The transcript has 9 exons. Gene Ontology annotation, cellular component: membrane. Lineage: Eukaryota; Metazoa; Chordata; Actinopteri; Cichliformes; Cichlidae. Bases 182 to 1120 code for a protein of 312 amino acids. The record is from RefSeq and is a predicted model, not a curated record.